AUGGUUGUUCUCUCUGAACUCCUCCCAGAAGGAUCUUCACCUUCUUCAUCAAUUCAUGGUCAUAGUUCAUCAACUGAUGGUUACAGAUAUGAUGUAUUCUUAAGUUUUAGAGGUGUUGACACUCGUUAUAGUUUCACCGAUCACCUUCAUAAGGCCCUCAUUGAUGCCGGUAUCAAUACCUUCUUGGAUGAUGAAGAGAUUGAAACAGGGGAAGAUCUUAAACCGGAAUUGAAGAGUGCAAUUAAGGCAUCUCGGGCUUCAGUUAUCGUUUUGUCCAAAAAUUAUGCUUCUUCAACAUGGUGCCUGGAUGAAUUGGUGUUGAUCCUUGAACAACGUAUGACAUCCAACCAUAUUGUUAUCCCAAUAUUUUAUCAUGUGGAGCCCACACAUGUCAGGAAGCAACAGAGUAGUUUUGGAGAUGCAAUGGCUAAGCAUAAACAGACAAUGGAGGCAGAGACAAAUGCAAAUAAAAGAAGUCAAUGGGCUCAAAAGAUGGACCCAUGGAAUAAAGCACUUAUUGAAGUUGGCAAUUUAAAAGGAAAUGAUGUAAAAGGAAGGCUAGAGACAAAGAUCAUUGAAGAAAUCGUAAAGGACAUCCACCGUAGAUUACAUAUGCAUCAGUUGGUUCAAGAGACGGGAAAAUUUGUAGUACGUCAAGAGUCGGUUAACAAGCCAUGGAAGAGAAGUCGAAUAUGGUGUCAUAAGGAGUCAUUCAAAGUGUUGAAACAAAAAAAGGGUAAGGGAAAUCUUCUAGGCCUUGCCCUUGACAUGCGCAUGCUUGAGAAAGAGAAGUUGGGUGGAUCAUUUGAGCUGAAAACAGAAGCAUUGACAAUCUACAACGACUUGAGAAGAGGCAAAAGUUGGAUGAAUCGUGCUUAAAAGACAAAAAGCUGCUUGGAUCGUUGAAGAUUCUUAAUUUAAGUUUUUGUAAACAACUUCGUAGUCUUUGUGAAUUUGACCAACUUCCUGCACUUGAGAGGUUAAUAGUUAGAAAUUGCAUUGGUUUGUUUGAGGUUUGUGAAUCAAUUGAGCGAUGUGUUGAACUUGUCCUCAUUGAUCUGAGCUACUGCAAAAAGCUUGAAAAACUUCCAAGAAACAUAGGCAUGUUAAAGAAUGUUAAAACAUUGUUGCUGGAUGGUUGUAAUCUCAGUGAUUCUCAAAUCGAGAAUAGGGAUAUGGAUUCACCAGAAAUUUGCAAGGCUAACAACAUGGUCAUAAACAUAAGAACCUCUUUCUCCGCGUUAAUGGGUGCUAUACCAAGUGAUUUGAAGUUUUUUGCAAUAUCUUUACCGAGGUCUUUAGUAACUUUGUCACUGACAAAUAACAAUUUGUCCAAUGAAUCCUUUCCCAUGGACUUCAGUUGCCUAUCCAUGUUAAAGGAGUUAUAUUUAGAUGGCAAUCCUAUCGAUUCCAUGCCUAGUUGUGUGAGAACUCUUCCUAGGCUUGAGAUACUUAGCAUGCAAAACUGUGAAAAAUUGAAGUCAGUUGAGCGUCCUCCACGUACACUAAGCAGGUUGAUGCUCUUUUCUCAUGGGCGUUCUAUAGAUAAAGUUGUAUUUGAUUUGCAAAUGUCCCCACUCAAGUUAUCACCAUUCCGGAUAGCUUGGCCAUUCGAAAUUGAAGGCAUGAUCAAAAUCCAACCAAUGGUAUGUGUUGAGGAAAAGGUAUUACGUAGCUUGGGCUGGACUAAUCUAGAAUUCGUUAACAAAGGGUGCAUGGGAACUACUUCGGAAUUUGAAAUAGAGAUGAUUUAUGAAUUUGGAAUAUUCAGCACAUUGUAUGAGGCGGAGGAGAUGCCUAGUUGGUUUAGGCAUAGAAGCAUGGGGCCAUCAAUAUCAUUUACCAUCCCAUCAUCAUCUCCAAACAACCUCCUUACAGGACUCAACUUCUGCUCUCUGCACACAAUGAAACCUACCAGUGAGUGGCCGUUAUUCCCUGAUGAUGAUCCGUUCCCUUUUUCUCCAAUGAUGACAAUUAGUAAUAUAACAAAGAACCGCAUGUGGAUAUACGAAACAUCGAAAGGACAGAUAUAUUCCAAAUCAAAAGUGUUGGGUGAUGUUAAGUCAUUGGAUGUUUGGGAUGAAUGAGAUGGAUGCUGGUGACCACGUUACUAUUACUGUUACAGAUCACGGUGAUGAACUUACAAAGGAGUGUGGGGUGAGUCUUAUGUACGAUGAUGGAGAGAAGAUAGAUGAAGAAGAAGAUGCAUUGGGUUAUUACAAGUCAUGGAAUCACAUAAUUGGUGGAGAUCUCUCUCCUUUUCAAACAAUGACAGGAGAAUACAUCCUACUCAACAGGCGGUUUUUUAUGUAUGGCAUUUACUUGUCUCCCUAUCAUUGUAAAUUUAUUACAGACGGCCCCGACUAUCAAGUUGACUAUGUCUUUUGAUAUGUUGGACCACAUAAAUAUAUUUAUGCUCAAUACAAGUUGUGUUCAGAACAAAAGAAAGGGUCCUGGUUCAGAGCUUUAUCUCAAAGGAAUCCUGGCAUAAUUGGUAACUCACGUAAGGGUAAUGGGGAAUCUUCAAGGUCUAAUCCUUCAUGUUAAACUGCUUGAGAAAGAGAGGCUGCAUCUAACCGAAAUACUCUAAAUCAAAAUAGAUGCAUCCUAAUUUUCCAGAAGAAUUAAGAUGGUUUACUUGUUGUACCCAUUUAUGUUAUGGGUUUUUAAUUUCAUAUAUUUUUUUAUUUAUCUUUAGUUGUGAAAGAUAGGUGAAAAGAACAUGUAAGGAAUAUGAUUCAAUUCGUCAUGCU
Molecule: messenger RNA, 2753 nt
Organism: Lactuca virosa
Lineage: Eukaryota; Viridiplantae; Streptophyta; Magnoliopsida; Asterales; Asteraceae
Source: the annotation of a GenBank genome assembly